AUGUCCGAUAAACGUGGCCAAGGACGUUCAGAUAUAGUUCAGUCGUCAAGUCUGAUAGAGGUGUUCAUGAUUCUGCUGAUGCGCCCUCUUACAGCCUCCACGUCCGUCUCCCCGCUAUCACCUCCGCGUCCACCAACCCGUCCCGUCUCACCAAGCUCCCGUUCGGAGGACUUCCUCGCAAGUCAUGUUAUCAGGGUGCCCGGCGGAGUCAAGGAUGGGUCGAACUUUAGAGAAAACCGAGGCAAAGCGAAGCAGUACUCGACGGCGAACGGACGCAUUCUGGUGAUAAAGGAUGCGUUCGCCCAACUUCUCGGCGAUGCUAUCUAUUAUCCCGAUUCCUUCGACGCACAGCCAUGGCUGAUCUACUACAUCUCGCGACCGUUGGUUGGCACUUACGAAUCCAUACCCAUCAUAGCCGCUACCAUCUCCGGCAGCCCUACAAAGGAAGCAGCGGCACUGCAGGAUGGAGCGAACGGUGUGAACGGGACCAGCGCAUCAAGCUCCGCUAUGCCACGAAAGACUGAGAUCAAGUCUUUUGGAGAUUUGCUCAAUCAUUUCCCCAUGAUUGCGCGACAAAUGCAACCUGGGCUCAAGAGGCUCUUCGAAGAGUUCGGAAAAGAAUUUGAAAAGCCACUGCCGUCGGUACCAAACAGGCCAUCUCGAUCGUCAUCAUUGAACUCCCUACGCAGAGCAUCAGUGUCUUCUACGGAGAGCCUGCCAACGUCGCUACAGAGCACUAUUUCCCAUGGACCCAAUGACAUUCAUGCUAGCCUUGAUGUUGACGAGGAAGAGGAUUUGAUGAGGCGUUCGCUAGAGACGGCUGUUACAGCCGCUAUAGAUCUCUUUCAGAUGGUUGACAAACAGCAGCUGUCUUUACUUGGCGCGACGACCGAUCUCACUGGACCGCUUGUUGAGCGCAUGAUCGAACGCUACAUCACGGAACAGGUCCAUCAUACAAUCCUUUUCCCAAGGCUUUGCUCUAUUAGAAGGUUUGAUGACUUAGAAUUAGAAGCCAGGAUCCGUCAGAUGGUGGACGUUGAUAUUUCGCAGGUGGGUAUCACUAUUGGCAAUGGACAGAAGGGUAAACGUGAGCUGGCAAUACGACUGUCAAAAGGAGCCGAGAUUUUCAAAAAGAUGGGCGUUGCUGGAGGCCCUCAAGAGAUGGUGGAGAUCUUACUGUCGACCCAGAAGCACAUCACGAUGCCAGACAAGCCUGCCGAUACGUCGAGCUUGAGACUCGACGCCAAUGGGAAAUCAGACUCAGAGAAGGAGGAUCCCAUGCUUACGAUCAACGCCGACACACUUGUCUCACUCCUCUUGAUAGUUGUCAUUCGAUCACCUGUACGGCAUCUCCAGGCACGCUUAUCCUACAUGCGCCACUUCAUCUUUAUAGAUGAUGUGGAAAGCGGAGAGAUGGGCUACGCACUAAGCACAUUCGAAGCUGUCAUAUCGUAUCUGGCGAAAGAUGCUGGUGGUCUGAGGAAAUCAAGCCGCAGAAAUAGGAAACUAUGGGAGGCAACCAUUAAUGGAGACAUUGCCGAAAUGCAAAGUGUCUUAGAACCGGAUAGGUCUUUAGACUCUGAAGAGCACCAGCCUAACGAAGACGAGUCUAUUCUAGCCAGACAUGUUAGGUAUAACAAUAGCGACACCGACUUGUUAUCCAUCGGGGGCACUACAUUAAACGGCGAUUAUCAUCGGCACGAAAGACGCCACAGCUCUUCUCAUAGUGAGCGGAGGCUUCAAGCCGGCCCUUUAGCUCAUAUUUUCCCUUUCCAAAGAGCUCCUUCCCCCCCGACGGCAGAACGUCCAAAAGCAAAGAAGAGGGUAUCGAUGGACACCCGAAGUACAUCGAGCUCUUCCAUGUUUUCCUUUAGGUCUCGUACGAACACGAUCGACUCGCACAACAGCGGUAUCGAGGGGGAUACCUCGAUUGAAAGGCUUACUCAGACUCAUAGCCCCGAAGGAGAGUCUGUUUUGAUGAUGGCCGUCGAGAAAAGCCAGGACAAGGCCUUGCACUAUCUCCUGAGCCUGUCUCAGUACUAUUCGCCAGACGCGGUUCUCGAAGAUUGUAGCAACAACGGCACUACCCUGCUCAGUGCUGCGAUCCAGUUGUCGCAUGCCAAGACGACGGACUUGAUCCUAGACUUCGUUCUCGAUAAUUCUCCGAGCGAGAAGGUUGUCAAAGAAUACAUAGUUAUCCAAGACUCCUCGGGCAGAUGCGCCGCACAUUACCUCUUUAACCAACCACGCCUGAUAUCCCGAAUUGGCCAUCUAGUACCAUGGAGACUAAAAGACAAGAAUGGCCAAACACCACUUUUCGCCUUGUGCAGAUCGUACGAUCACGAUGAGUACCGUUGGAUGAUUAACGCCGCUAUCAACUCGGCGACAGACGCCCAAGGCGAUGGCCAGAAGCUGCACCUCGACGAACAUAUCGAUGCUAAGGGCAACACACUCCUCCAUAUCAUCAACGAUCCGGCCAUUGCUAUAAGGCUAUUAUAUCAAGACACGGACGUGAACGCCCCUAACGAUAAGCAUUUCACACCGUUGAUGGUUGCGAGCAAGUAUGGACGGACGGAGCUCGUGCGGCAAUUAUUUCAAGACGCCCGAGUCGACCCCUCUGUCAAAGACGUGCGGGGCCUAACAGCUGUAGAGCUUGCUAAAGAUGACGAUGUUCGAAAUCGCAUUGAUGAUCUCGUUCUUCUUCAAAGCGAACCAACUUCGGAUGGACGCAUUACUACAGUUGUUCGUUCAUUCUUUGUAGAGGAUGGAACUGUGCGACUGGUCCUGAAGUCCGGUGCACCGAACGACAACUCCACUAUCACGGUUACCACAUGCCGGAGAUCCCUAGUCGAUUUCGAGAAUCUCGCAAAAUGGUUAGCCCAAGAACAUCCAGCGUCCUGGCUUCCCUCCAUUGCAAAUUUGCCAUCGCCGUUCCUGAUACCCUCAAGACCGUCCCGCGCCAUCCUCCGAGACAUUCAAAUCCGCCUAGAUUCGUUCCUCAAGCUACUCCUCACCCAUUCCACCUUCUCCACCCACGAGAUGGUAUGGGAAUUCUUCCUCGUCCCCGACAUGGAACCCUCACUGCUCCAAGAACGCUCCUCCCGCAAGUCCGAAAUCCGCGCCGAGCACGUGCGCGACGAAUACAGUCCCGUCCGCGACGUCCGCGAAGUCGAGCUCUUUGUGCAAUACGCCCGCGAAUCCGUCCGCUCGGUUCACCACUCCACGAAAUCGAUCCUCCGCCGCACAACUAAACUGCGCACGGCGUCUACUGACCUCACGGAUGCUGCGAGUAUCUCGAGCCAGGCCGUCCAGUCCCUCAUCUUCCUACCACAGGAGCAUCUCAAAGCAUUUGAGAAGUACACCAAGACGCUACUGCAGAGCGAUGCAAGCCCGAUGACGAGUUUCUACUAUAACAUGCUCGCGAUCUCGUCCACCACCACUGCAGUACUCACAGCGCUGAAUCGUCCAUCCACACUUAUUUCCCAAAUGUCAACGACGCAGAAGGCGAUCGAUCGCCACAGCCUCUCUUUCCGGCGCUCAGACCGCUGGCCCCUGGGUCUACUUGACGACGCUCGCCACCGUAUUCAACGCGAUGCAGCGGAGAAGAUGGAUAAGAGCCUCAAUGAGCUGGAUGGACUAGGGCGAGAGUUGCGGUAUACGCAGCAGGUUGUUGCGGGGGAGCUGGCGGCUUGGCAAGAGCAGCGGGUUGCGAUGGGGAGGAAGGCGUGUCGGGAGUUGGCGCUCAAGAUGGUGGUCACGGAGCGGGCGAGGUUGGAGAGCAUGAGGAGGGCGCUGAGGGGGCUGGGGCUUGGGGAGGGAAGGCCGGAGAGGGGGAGAAGGAGGGAGAGGAGUGAGCGGGUGGUGGCAAAGCAGAGUGGGCAGGUGGUGGCACAAGCUAAUGGGAGUGCCCCUUGAGUGAGCGAAAGGGUAUGCAUUUCGCACAUGAUCUUCGAUUGUAUAGAUAUAAGGUGAGGUGUUUAGGGUACCGGGCGUUUUUUGGGGGAUCUUAGGCGGAUGGUGGGAAAGUUCUUGAGAUUGGGUCAGCACCUGGACUGGGCUGGUAGUUGUAGGUUUUUAAUAUUAGUAUGGAUGCUUGAGAGCGAGUAGGCUCUUGGUGUACCUCUUUGAAACGGCAUGUUGCAAAGAGUCACCGAUUUGACCACGUGAAAUCGGCUGGUUAGAUACUGCAAAGAGGUGGCAUUCAAUUGAGCCACCGCUUUGGUCAAUUAUGUUACAAACACUUUCCAAUCUAAC
Mytilinidion resinicola is the source of this 4254-nucleotide messenger RNA. RefSeq lists its product as uncharacterized. The transcript has 4 exons. The coding region runs from base 1 to 3915 and encodes 1304 amino acids. The record is from RefSeq and is a predicted model, not a curated record. Gene Ontology annotation, molecular function: guanyl-nucleotide exchange factor activity; SNARE binding; phosphatidylinositol binding. Gene Ontology annotation, cellular component: plasma membrane; transport vesicle; early endosome. NCBI's taxonomy places the organism in Eukaryota, Fungi, Ascomycota, Dothideomycetes, Mytilinidiales, Mytilinidiaceae. Gene Ontology annotation, biological process: early endosome to late endosome transport.